Molecule: messenger RNA, 1110 nt
Organism: Cuscuta campestris
Lineage: Eukaryota; Viridiplantae; Streptophyta; Magnoliopsida; Solanales; Convolvulaceae
Source: the annotation of a GenBank genome assembly
AUCAUGGGGUGAUUGUCUUAGCAAUAUUUUCUUAAAGAAAGGAGAACUACUUUAGAAGAGAGGGCUGACUAGAUUGUUCGGAGUGUGUUAGUUUUAUACCCCUAUCACAUACUCCAGUUAUAAAAAUAAAACAAUAUAUCCUAGCAUAGCCAUCACUACCAUUGGAAUGGGUUAGUUCAUUUCCUCAAGAAAGAAACGCUGCUACCAAAUGAUGUCGAUCCAGUGACAACAGCUUGGGACGUUCAAACGGCAUGAAGGAAUAUAUGGACUGGAUAAAUACAUCAAAAACAAGUCCCGUGUUGUUCGUUUGUUUCUGGUUUUCUUUUCAUUAUGUUGUCGGUGAAUUUCAACCACUUCAUGGAAUGAUGCUUCAUGAUGUGUGCGCACCUUCUGUGUGUACACAUCUACAACUCCAAAUGAGGACUCACCCCAAACAAUGGAAAUUAUUUCUUCCUGCAUAAUCAUACUUACAUAACGCACUUAAUACGUGUUUUCAGAGGUUGAACUAGUUUGGUGUCAGUGCGUUACCCAUGAUGUAGGUACAAAAUGGUUUUUACACCAUUCACUGGUGUAGAUAACCACCGCAGAUGUGUUACAUUUGCAGCUGGUCUCCUGCGCAGAGAAGAUGUUCCUUCAUACAUGUGGUUGUUCAAUCGCUUUCUUGAUGCUAUGGGUCAUGCCCCGCAAUGCAUAAUCAGUGACCAAGACGCUUCUAUGGCUAUUGAUAUCCCAGAGGUAUUCCCAAAGAUAAUCCAUCGUCUCUGUAUGUGGCAUAUUACGAACAAGAUUACGACCAAAGUUGACAAUGAACUUGCCAAAGAUUAGGUCUUCUUCACAAGGCUAAACUCCGUGAUAUGGAAUCAUUACCUCGAGCCUGAUGAGUGGGAAAAACAAUGGCAUGAGGUAUUAGUUGAUUAUGAGUUGGAUUCCGAUUCAUGGUUUUGUAAUCUUUUUGCUAUUCGUAAAAGCUGGAUUCCUGCAUACUUUAGAGAUUUGUUCAUGAUUGGUUUACUACGCACAACAUCACGAUCUGAGAGCGAGAAUACUUUUUUUUGGUGAUUUCAAAAACAACUUCUUCACUCUUGUUGAGUUUUAUAUGCAAUUUCAUGG